GGUGGGGCGCGUGCGGCGGCAUGGAGGGGCCUGGGGCUGCUGCGCGGGGGAACGUCUCCCUACACAACUUCAGCGCGAGGCUGUGGGAGCAGCUCGUCCACUUCCACGUCAUGCGGCUGACGGACUCGCUUUUCCUGUGGGUGGGGGCCACGCCGCACCUGCGCAACCUCUCCGUGGCCAUGUGCACCCGCUACGACCCCAUCCCUGUGUCCACUGCCCUCCUUGGGGACAUGUCCGACACGACGUCCACCGGCCUCGCCCAGCGCUUAGGUGGAGUCCAGCCUUUCUGGUACGUGCACUCCUUUCCAGAAGCCGGUGGUGCUCAGGGUACGACAGCUGUGGCGUCAUGCAGACAGGAACGUAAGGACAGGCCAGGACCGGGUGCAGGUUUGUGCUGGGAGCAGGCACCUCCAGGCGUCCCGUCCGUACGCAGGCCACACGGUUCUCACACAGAAACCUCUGGCCCGGGGCUGCUGGGCCACCGGGGCACCCCCAGCGGCGCGCAGGCCGCACCACGUCGCCACCACCCUGUGGCCCAGGGGCUCGUCCUUCCGCGGCGCCUCAGCCGCCCUCGUGUGGCACCAGGAAGUGGUAUUGCGGGCAGUACUUCCUCUGGGCCGUUUCUUUCUCCUGCUGUUCUGUGGCCGGACCGGCUUGCCCGCCCCCGUGCCCCUAGUCGCAAGUGGUAUUGUAGUCUUUCAGAUAACACUUAAAACUUUUACUGAGUGUUUUGGGUGCUAACAGGCAGGGUAUUGGGUGAGUAUCGGGUGAGUUGUUACUGGUUUCCAGACAGGAAGAGAAGGCAGGAGGAUCACGUUUGUGCCUGACUCGUUGGAAGGGGGUCCCGGCUCCUGGGGGGCUGGGACUGAGGGCGCGGCGUGAUGCCAGAGGAGGAGCUGGACGUUCCCGGGCAGCGGGCUGGGUGAGCCGGGUGGCGGACGUGCAGCGGCAGGCGCCUGAGAAGUGUCUCUCCCCUAAGCACGGAGGGGCCUGGGCCGAGGGGUCCACGCGUGAGCACGGGGGUCUCGCGGAGCAGGCAGGACCGGCCCCGGCUGGGCUUGGGGCUGCCUCGCCCGCGUGGUGUGGGGUCUCACGGGGCUCGGCCCACGGGAAGCUUCUCUGCUUUGGCCAUGCUCACAGCUGUCCCUCGGGACCAGCCUGACCCAGGGCCGCAGGAGGGGGCAUGGAGGAGCCAGGAACCUCCCCUCCCUCACA
Molecule: messenger RNA, 1215 nt
Organism: Lagenorhynchus albirostris (white-beaked dolphin)
Lineage: Eukaryota; Metazoa; Chordata; Mammalia; Artiodactyla; Delphinidae
Gene: PSMG4
Product: proteasome assembly chaperone 4
Exons: 4
Coding region: 21-713 (230 amino acids)
Biological process (GO): proteasome assembly
Source: RefSeq, a predicted model, not a curated record